Messenger RNA from Ustilaginoidea virens, 1407 nucleotides. RefSeq lists its product as uncharacterized. Gene Ontology annotation, biological process: coenzyme A biosynthetic process. The record is from RefSeq and is a predicted model, not a curated record. The transcript has 3 exons. Gene Ontology annotation, molecular function: pantothenate kinase activity; ATP binding. Lineage: Eukaryota; Fungi; Ascomycota; Sordariomycetes; Hypocreales; Clavicipitaceae. Bases 1 to 1407 code for a protein of 468 amino acids. Gene Ontology annotation, cellular component: nucleus; cytosol.
AUGGACGCCCAGCAGUCGGCUGCUCUCGCCGACGCUGGUUCCGCUCGACACCUCGACGAUGGGUCCAGGACCAUGACCUCGACCGAGGAGAUCAACAACACCAUCACCAGACCAGGCAGCGUCAAGAUCAAUGUCAAGGGCGCAUUCAUCGUCGACCCCGAUGCCUCCACGCCGGCAGUGGGAGCCGCUGGUCCUUCCCAAGUGAAUGGUCGAGGGAGUCCCACGCACCACGAAACAAGUGACAUUCGUCUGCCCAACCACACCGCCGUGGUCAGCCAUAUCGCCGUUGAUAUUGGCGGAUCACUCAUCAAGUUGGUCUACUUCUCCCGCGAGGUGCAUUCCACCGACCCCGGAGGCCGGCUGAAUUUCCAAAUCUUCGAAACAGAUCGCAUCCAUGACUGCGUCGAAUUCAUGAAACAUCUUCGAGAUGAGCAGCUGGCGCUCAAUGGAUCUCAGCCGGGUGAGCUGUGCGUCAUGGCCACCGGCGGCGGCGCAUACAAGUUUUACGACAUGAUUCGAGAUGCGUUGGGCGUCGACGUCCUUAGAGAAGACGAGAUGGAAUGUCUCAUUAUCGGCUUGGAUUUCUUCAUCAAAGAGAUUCCUAGGGAGGUCUUUACCUACUCAGAGACCGAUCCCAUGCACUUUGUGAGCCCUAGAGAGACGAUAUAUCCCUAUCUGCUGGUCAACAUUGGGUCUGGCGUCUCCAUUCUCAAAGUCGACGGCCCCCGAUCGUACCAGCGCGUCGGCGGCACGUCUCUGGGAGGAGGCACUCUAUGGGGCCUGCUGUCACUCCUCACAAGCGCCAAGAGCUUUGACGACAUGUUGGAGCAAGCUGGUCACGGAGACAACGCAAAUGUCGACAUGCUCGUCGGCGAUAUAUACGGCACGGAUUACGGCAAGAUUGGACUCAAAAGCACAACCAUUGCCUCGUCGUUUGGGAAGGUGUUUCGCAAAAAGAAUACGGCCGAAGCCGCCGCCGCCGCCGCUGCUGCUGCCGCCGAUGCUGCCGAGUCGCCAGAGAAUCCCUCUGCCGCGGGCACCGGCCCCCUGCAGCUGGGCUUCACGGAAGGCGACAUAUCGAGAUCGCUGCUGUACGCAGUGUCCAACAACAUAGGGCAAAUUGCGUACUUGCAGUCGCAAAUACACAACGUGUCCGACAUUUACUUUGGCGGCUCCUUCAUCCGCGGCCACAGACAAACAAUGAACACGCUGAGCUACGGCUUGAAAUUUUGGAGCAAAGGCGAGAAGCAGGCGUACUUUUUGCGGCACGAGGGCUACCUCGGAGCUGUUGGCGCAUUCCUCAAGAGGCAGCCCAAGAACUGGGGCCGGCGAAACAGCCUGGAGGGCAGGGAGGACAUCGCCGAGCUCAGGAAGAAGCCGAGGGCCAAGAAAACCACUGCCGCGUGA